UCAAUAUUCUUCCGCGUCAUCUCAGGCUCCGUCUUUGAUCGGAGACGAAGAGAAUGGCUCCGAAGAAGAAACCUCAGAAGCAAAGCAACAAAGCCGCUGCUUCUUCAUCGUCGAAAUCGAACCAUCAGAAACCAUCUUCAGGUCCUAAGCUUCAGAUUUCGGCGGAGAACGAGGACCGUUUGCGACGGCUCUUGCUCAACUCUGGCCGCACCGGUCCUCCUGCUCCGGCACCUCUCCAUAGCGCGCUUUCCAAAAAUCAGAAGGCGAAGAAACUCAAUAAUGUCUACGAGAAGCUCUCUUGCGAAGGAUUCGUAGAUGAUCAGAUUGAGCUCGCACUCUAUUCUCUUAGAGAUGGAGCGACGUUUGAGGCUGCACUUGAUUGGCUCUGCUUGAACUUGCCGAGCCAUGAGCUCCCAGUGAAGUUUUCUACUGGAGCUUCCCGGUUUCCUACAGGUGGUGGUUCUGUAGGUGUGAUUUUGACCUCACGGGAAGAUUGGAAUGAGUUUUCGGAUUCUUUAGUCCAGUACAAGCAGGAGGAACCUGAAGUUUUUGUUCAAGUGAAGGGCAAGCAAGAUGAAGAUACUCUUAGUUCUGGCCAAUCAUCUCAAGCUGAUUGGAUCCGUGAGUAUAUGAGAAGACAGGAAGAGGAGGAAUUGGAUUCUUGGGAAGAUGAGGUAGAUGGUGUUGGCUCCAGCAAGGAGGUAUCUGGUCCGAGGCCUUUCGAUGUGGUUGCCAAAGAAUAUUAUUCGGCAAGAUCAGAUGCUAUAAAAGCAAAGGAGAAGCGUGAUAAAAAAGGACAGGAGCAAGCAGGCCUAGCCAUUCGCAAGCUCAAGCAAGAGAUAUCUGCUCUUGGAAUAUCUGAAGCAACGUUGGAAUCUGAAUUUCAGCGUGAACAUGCUUUUGAAAAUGCGACAGAAGAGGAAUUAACCUAUCCCAUGCCCGAUAGUGUUCAUGAGGCAGUAAGUGCUAAUGCUGUCUCUGUUGAGCCGUUAGAUGAGCCGGACUUCGGUGCAAAUCCUGUUGAGAGCUGUGGAUCUGAGGAAAAUAAACCUAAAGCUCUUCCCACAUGUACCAUGGGACAAGAAUUAGUUGCAUCGGAUGAUAAUUCAGAGGACUUGGAGCUUGACGGUAUUUUCUUAGAGGAUGUCCCUCCUUCUGAAGCUUCGCCCCAUGAACUCCUGGAAUUGCAGAAGAAUGAAAUGAUGAGAGAACUACGCAGUGAGAAAAAUCUUGGGAAACUAGAGGGCAUCUGGAAGAAGGGUGAGGCGCAAAAGACCCCAAAGGCAUUUCUCCAUCAAUUGUGUCAAAGGUCAGGGUGGGGAGCACCAAAGUUCAAUAAAAUAACCGCUGAAGGAAGGAAUUUCUCAUAUACUGUUAGCAUUCUGCGUAAAGCCAGUGGACGGGGUAAAAGCAGACAAGCCGGGGGUCUGGUAACUCUUCAACUUCCUCAUCAGGAUGAGGACUCUGAAUCUAUCGAGGAUGCACAAAACAGAGUUGCAGCAUUUUCCCUUCAUAAGAUUUUUUCUGAUUUACCUGUUCACUUUGCAAUCACGGAGCCUUACGCCUCUCUAGUUUUGAGCUGGAAACAAGAAGAAUUGUUGUCUACCGUACAAAGCACAGAAGAAGAUCGCAGAGCUAACUUUGUUGAUAGGUUGCUUGAGGCGGACAAUUUCAGUUUGAACGUUUCGUCGAGCAUCGACGAUGCAAUUCCAAUGGUAAACACCUAUCUCGAAGAGAAAGAUGACCAGGGCGCUGUCAAAUCUAACCACAGAGCUAAACGAAACUCCUCCAUAGAAGCUGAAUGUAUAUCCCUCCAACAAAAACAUGAAAACAAAAAGAAAAUGCUGAAGUACAAGGACAUGUUAAAAAAUCGAACUGCUCUUCCUAUAACAGAAGUGAAGAAUGACAUACUGCAGUAUCUGAAAGAAAAAGAUGUCUUAGUAGUAUGCGGAGAAACAGGCUCUGGAAAGACUACACAGGUUCCUCAAUUUAUAUUGGAUGAUAUGAUCGAUUCGGGGCAUGGUGGAUACUGUUAUAUCAUAUGCACACAACCUCGGCGGAUAGCUGCUAUCUCUGUUGCUCAAAGAGUUGCUGAUGAGCGUUGUGAAUCCUCUCCAGGCUUAGAUGAUUCCUUGGUUGGUUAUCAAGUUCGUCUUGAGAGUGCAAGGAGUGACAAGACAAGGCUGCUGUUUUGUACUACUGGCAUUCUACUGAGAAAACUCGCUGGGGAUAAAACCUUGGACGAUGUUACACAUAUUAUUGUCGAUGAAGUGCACGAGCGGUCUCUUUUGGGUGAUUUUCUUCUCAUUAUUUUGAAGAGCCUGAUUGAGAAGCAAUCAGGCGAUAACACAUCACGUAGACUGAAAGUUAUCCUUAUGUCCGCUACUGUUGACGCAGAUCUAUUCUCAAAAUAUUUUGCUCAUUGUCCUGUGAUUACUGCUGAAGGACGAACACACCCAGUUACUACUCACUUUCUGGAGGAGAUUUAUGAGAGGACUAGGUACCUUCUAGCUCCAGAUUCUCCCGCUGCACUAAGAUCUGAUUCAUCCAUUAGAGACAAGCUUGGUUCUGUAAACGACCGUAGGGGACAGAAGAAUCUUGUAUUGGCUGGCUGGGGUGAUGAUUAUUUGCUUUCAGAGGACUGUCUUAACCCGUUUUAUGUUUCCAGCAAUUACACCUCAUAUAGUGAUCAAACACAACAAAAUCUGAAAAGAUUAAAUGAGGAUGCUAUAGACUACGAGCUCCUUGAAGAGUUGAUAUGCCACAUUGAUGAUACUUGCAAGGAAGGAGCCAUUCUUGUAUUUUUGCCAGGAGUGUCAGAAAUUCACAUGCUACUCGAUAGGUUAGCUGCUUCGUAUCGUUUUCGUGGACCUGCUGCAGAUUGGCUUCUUCCUCUACAUUCUUCUAUUGCAUCUACAGAACAGAAAAAGGUGUUUCUGCGCCCCCCUGAAGACCUACGGAAGGUUAUCGUAGCUACAAAUAUUGCAGAGACCAGUAUAACAAUUGAUGACGUGGUGUACGUGAUUGAUAGUGGCAAACACAAGGAAAAUCGCUAUAAUCCACAGAAGAAACUGUCAAGCAUGGUGGAAGAUUGGAUAUCUCAAGCAAAUGCAAGACAAAGAACAGGAAGAGCUGGACGAGUCAAACCUGGAAUUUGCUUUUCAUUGUACACACGACAUAGGUUCGAGAAGCUAAUGCGUCCCUAUCAGGUUCCUGAGAUGUUGCGGAUGCCAUUAGUAGAAUUAUGUCUACAAAUCAAAUUGCUUGGCUUGGGUCACAUUAAGCCUUUUCUGUCGAAGGCUUUAGAACCUCCGAGUGAAGGUGCUAUAACCUCUGCAAUAUCAUUGUUACACGAGGUCGGUGCUGUUGAAGGGGACGAAGAGUUGACACCACUUGGGCAUCAUUUAGCAAAACUUCCGGUUGAUGUGUUGAUUGGAAAGAUGCUGUUAUAUGGUGGUAUUUUUGGUUGCUUAUCACCUAUUCUCUCGAUUGCUGCUUUCUUAAGCUAUAAAACGCCGUUUGUAUAUCCAAAAGAUGAGAAGCAAAAUGUUGACCGGGUGAAACUUGCUCUUUUGUCUGACAAACUGGAGAAAUCAAGUGAUUUAAACAACAAUGACAAACAAUCUGAUCAUCUCCUUAUGAUGGUUGCAUACGAAAAAUGGGUGAAGAUACUGCAAGAGAGAGGAAUGAAAGCCGCACAGAGGUUCUGUGAAUCAAAGUUCUUAAGCAGCUCAGUGAUGCGGAUGAUAAGAGACAUGAGAGUACAGUUUGGUACAUUACUUGCCGACAUCGGGCUCAUCAAUAUUCCUAAAACAGGAGAGUUUUCGGGGAGAAAAAAAGAGAAUCUUGAUGUCUGGUUUUCUGACCAAACUCAACCUUUCAAUAUGUAUUCACAACAACCUGAAGUCGUUAAGGCUAUACUAUGCGCGGGGCUAUAUCCUAAUAUUGCAGCCAAUGAUAAGGGAAUUACAGAGGCAGCGGUUAACAGUUUAACAAAGCAAGGAAACCAAACAAAGAGUUAUUCAGCGUGGUACGAUGGCAGAAGGGAAGUCCAUAUCCAUCCGUCUUCUAUAAACAGCAACUUCAAAGCCUUUCAAUACCCUUUCCUUGUAUUUCUUGAGAAGGUUGAAACGCACAAAGUAUAUCUGCGUGAUACAACCGUUGUUUCUCCUUUCUCCAUUCUACUUUUUGGCGGCUCGAUCAAUGUUCAUCAUCAGAGUGGAACAGUCACCAUUGAUGGGUGGUUGAAGCUAGCAGCACCGGCACAAACUGCGGUUUUGUUCAAAGAGCUUCGGUUAACCCUUCAUUCUAUUUUCAAAGAUCUUAUCCGGAAACCCCAGAAAUCAGGUAUAGUCCACAACGAAGUCGUCAAAUCUAUGGUCCAUCUUCUUAUAGAAGAAGGCAAACCUCAACACACAUGAACUACAAACCAAGAUUUUUAAGGUAAAACAUGUGCAAGACGCAGUGUUGUGAUACUACUAACACUCCCUAUAGCUAAUAAAAUCUAAAUUAUUUGGGAAGUUUAGAUCUUUAUUUCCGGGGAAAUGGUAACAGGCUCAUCAUACAUAAUUAAAUGGGUCAUGUCCCUUUUCGGCUUACCAAUGUCAACACAAAAUCUUGCAGUGAGGUCACUAUCCGCUUACAACAUGCUUAGAGCAUCAACAUUGUCACAUCUCAUCAAUGUAUAUGUCACUCACACUUAACACCCGGAUCCUGGGUUUCAAAAGGAAUUAGACUAAACUACC
Molecule: messenger RNA, 4745 nt
Organism: Eutrema salsugineum
Lineage: Eukaryota; Viridiplantae; Streptophyta; Magnoliopsida; Brassicales; Brassicaceae
Product: DExH-box ATP-dependent RNA helicase DExH7, chloroplastic
Exons: 34
Coding region: 54-4421 (1455 amino acids)
Cellular component (GO): intracellular anatomical structure
Molecular function (GO): RNA binding; ATP binding
Source: RefSeq, a predicted model, not a curated record